CUCCGUUCUAUAGUGUCGUUUUGGAAAAUUGUAUCAGACGCUCAGCAUGAAAACGGACCACUUGUCGCAGCCCUUCCCAUCCGUUGACUUCUGCAGCAAUGGCUUUCCACAUCCUGGGCACCGUCAAGGACAACUGGUACAUGUUUAGUCCAGUUGAACGUCGCAAUAUCGCCAUCUAUAUUCUCGGAAUUAUGCUCUAUAAGUUUGGCCUCGAAGCUUUUAACGGAUCAGUUGUUGCCCUCGCCACCAAUCGAUAUGACUACGACGCUUUCAAAACCCACUCUCAUCCCAAAACCUUCGAACGCGUUGGACUUCUCACCGGCCUCAACCAGGCAUUCCAAUGCAUCGGCUCCAUCCUUAUCGCGCCUCUUGUCAGGAGGGCAUCCUCAAGGGUGGUUUUGGCCGUAGCAAUUUUCGUCUUCGGCCUUUUCACUGCCCUCCUCCUCGUCCUAGAUGCCAGCACCGGCGGGACGUUUGUCCCUGUCGAGUUUCGGAAGCAUCACCCCAGCAUGGACUUCCAUUACUAUGGCCACUAUGACACGGAUGGCAUGAUUCCCAUCUAUUGUGUCACUGGAGUUGUAUAUGGUAUGGUCGAGCUCAUUCGCCGAGUUAUCCCCAGAGAUAUUGUUGGUGGAAAUGUACAGAAGCUCCGACGCAUGGACUCGCUUGUCCACGUUUUCUAUGAAAUAUCGGGCACCGCUGGAGCGUUUUGUACGGCCCUCGCUUUGAUUCCGCAACUUGGAAAUAACUACUCCUUCAUCAUCACCCCCGUAUGCUUCUGCCUCGCGGGAUGUGUGUGGCUGUGUAUUACCGACACAACCUUCCAACAGCCUGCAAGGGAAAAGCUGCUUUCGGAUCAACCAACAUACAUCAAGGCAGUCUUUGGCUCGUUCUAUCUCUUCGGAGAAUCCCUCUGGACCGGAGCGAAACUUAUCCUCUGUAACCGAAGAUUCGUCUGGCUCAUACCAGGUUACUCCAUUGCCUUUUACGGCCACAGAUAUCUUGAAAACUCAAUUGCACCAGCCGUCGCUAGAAGAUACCUCGGUCACUCCGCUUGGUCUCAGGUCAUUGUCGGCGGGUCAAACUUGGGCGAAUUGCUCGGAGCUGCAUUCGUGUUCUUAUUUACCAACCUCAUCACCACACCCAUCCCUUGGAUACGCGUUGACGCUAUUAUGCUCCUUAUCCUUUGGUACCUGCCAUUCUGGCAUCCACCGGCCAACGAUGUUCGAUACGCAUGGAUAGUCAGCGCCACCUUCCUACCGAUAUCAUUUGGCUGGGCUGCCGGCGACGUCUCACUUGCGGCCUACAUCCAGGCGACGCUCGCACGCGUUGAAUCGAAAACGAAAAACGUCUCUGCCCUCGGCGCGGUCAUGGCAUGUCUUUAUACGACGUAUAUCGUUAUUUACGCAAUUAGUUCCCCAAUAUUGGGCCAAUACAUCGACGAUGUCUAUAUUCGAACCGGUGGUAGCAAAGGGGAUGGAAAUAUCCAUAGUGCGAUACUCAAUGUUGCUGCCAUACAAUAUUCAGUCAUGGCAUUUGUCAUCUUUGUUUCAACAUUUGUUCCACAGGGUUCCUUUGCAUUGAACCCCAAGCUCCUAUUCGACCAGAAUCUUGACUCCGACGUGGAGGUCUGCGAAAUCGGAUCGGUCGAGAUGAAGAAGAGCAUGGACCGGAGAAAUACCACUGGGGGGCACAGCGAUGCACGCGAUUCGUGGUAAAUCACACAUUUCAUUUCCUUUUAUCACACUAAGCCUCUCGAGCUGUAAUGAACGCGGCUUUCGAGAAUUAUACUGAAACCAGUCUACCACGCGGUACACCUACAUAUCUCUACUUCUCGAUUUCUUUACGCCGAAACUCCUCCUGAUUCCUUCCUUUCAUGACUUCCUACUCUCCGCCCUCUAGUAUCUUUUAUUUAUCGCCUAAUACCCCAUGAUUUUACCUCACACCUAUGUUCACAUACUCUGUUAGCAUUUGCCGAAAUGGCAUAUGGCGCAGGUUUGAAUUUUUUUUUUUUUUUUUUUAUGUAUGGAAACCUCUUUUUAGCCGGUCUUUCAUUUUGGACCAUUAUGUAUUUAUUGGAGGAGCUUU
Messenger RNA from Coccidioides posadasii C735 delta SOWgp, 2088 nucleotides. RefSeq lists its product as uncharacterized. The record is from RefSeq and is a predicted model, not a curated record. NCBI's taxonomy places the organism in Eukaryota, Fungi, Ascomycota, Eurotiomycetes, Onygenales, Onygenaceae.